This is a messenger RNA of Drosophila bipectinata, 900 nucleotides long. Its product is annotated as probable chitinase 10. Gene Ontology annotation, cellular component: extracellular region. Gene Ontology annotation, molecular function: chitin binding. NCBI's taxonomy places the organism in Eukaryota, Metazoa, Arthropoda, Insecta, Diptera, Drosophilidae. The record is from RefSeq and is a predicted model, not a curated record.
CGAAGCCGAGAAGAUGCUAAAACUUUGGCACUACUACCCGAUAUUGGUACUGGUCCUGGGCCAGACCCAGGCCGAUGUCUUUGAGGAGUGCAAUGGAGCCGAUGGCUUCAGCUUUGUCGAGUCGCCCAAGAGCUGUGCCCAUUACAUAUACUGCGAUGGGGAUGACUCGUACGAUGGGGAAUGCGAAGACGGUGAAUACUUCAGUGCUGAUUUGCAACUGUGCGAGCCCAUGGGUGAUAUAGAUUGCCGAUCGGGCUUGCCCAUACCAGCAGAGCCCACCAACAAUUCAUCCAACUCUGAGACUGCUUCGUCAGAGAAUAAUUCCGGACCAGAAACAGAGGUGGUUAACUCCACCGCAUCUUCCAAUUUAAAUACAACGGUGGCGCCUCCGGGUGCAUUGGUAACUGUCCCAACGCGCCCUCCAGCCAACGAAUCUGGAAGCACUAGCUCCACCGGACUCUACCCCAGCAUAGAGGUGGCCGUGACUACCCUGUGUCCCAGGCAGGACAAUCAGAGCCGUAUCGUAUUGUUGCCAAAUGGAAACUCCUGCUCGGAUUAUUUCAUUUGCUAUCAGGGGGAAGCUCUUCCCAUGAGCUGUGCGGCUAGUCUGCAUUUUAAUUCCCGUUCUGGCAAAUGCGAUCAUCCCGAGAAUGUCAGAUGCUUGACGAUGAGUUCCAAUCCCCGAGAGCAGUGUAAACGACACACCAUCGAUGUCUAUCCUCAUCCGGAUAAUUGCAAUUACUUCUAUCAAUGCCGUCUGGGUUUCUUGAUUGUCCAGCAGUGUCCUUUCUUCUAUGGAUGGGACUACGAGAAACGAUCCUGCGUAGCGCUAAGCCAAGCUAAAUGUUAUAAUAAAGUGCAAUUGAAGUUGUAGAAAUAAAAUAAUGUGUUACUGAUAGA